UUCUGCCAAAAAUAAUAGAUUUCUUUAAUCUUUAAUUCGAAACAAUACUAGACAAGAAUUUCCUUGAAACUGCAUUCUCAUAUUAUAUUAGUUUCAUUUCAUUGAUUGGAAGAAAGAAAAACCUAGAGAAAUCAUUGAACUGAAAAGUUUCUUCAUCAAGAGGUGUUGAUCCCAUUUCAUUUCAUAUCCAGUUAUGGCAGGAGAGUUGAUUGGAGGGGCAUUUCUUGGCGCAGUGGUUCAAGAAGGGAUGCAACCAGUCACAAACCAGAUAUCCAAAGCUUUCAUGUUCAAAACCUCACGCAAAAACCUCGACUCUCUGGUGGAUCGGAUCACGCCAGUAGCUGAAGAAAUGAGACUAUUAAACGAGAAAUUGGAUCAUCCGAUGGAAGAAACAGAGAUGUUAAUAGAAGAACUGAUACAAGGGAAAGAUGCAGUAAACAAACACUCCAAAGUCCCAUGGUGGAAAUGUUGUUGUUUACCUUGUUUCCAAGGAGAGAUUUAUGAUAGAGAAGAGAAAAUUGCUAGAUCCAGCAGUCUUGUUACUCCGAUGAACACGGCAAGGGAUGUUAAAAAGGUAUUGUCUAUAUUGAAAGAUAGGCAGGAGGGGAGGAAAUUCAAGAGGUUAUGUGAUGCUCCUGUAAAACCUGAUCUCACUGUUGGAUUGGAUUUUCCUUUGAUUCAGUUGAAGAGUUGGUUACUCGGCAGUGGUGUGUCUGUACUUGUUUUAACCGGUUUGGCUGGAUCUGGCAAAACUACUUUGGCUACGUUGCUCUGUUGGGAUGACAAAGUUAGAGGUAAAUUUGGGGAAAAUAUAUUGUUCUUCACUGUGUCAAAAAUUCCAAAUUUGAAGAACAUUGUGCAGACAUUAUUUCGACAUUGUGGACAUGACGAGCCUUGCCUCAUAGACGACGAUGAUGCAGUUAAACACUUGAGAAGUUUGCUGACCAAAAUUGGGGAAAGUUGUCCAAUGAUGUUGGUUCUGGAUAAUGUUUGCCCAGGCUCAGAAUCCUUAGUUGAGGACUUUCAGGUUCAAGUUCCAGAUUGUAAAAUUUUGAUAACUUCUAGAGUUGAGUUUCCACGGUUUAGUUCACUAUUCUUAAAGCCGCUCAGAGAUGAUGACGCAGUUACCCUUUUUGGUAGCUUUGCACUACCAAAUGAUGCAACAAGAGCAACUUAUGUACCUGCUGAAAAAUAUGUAAAACAGGUAGCAAAAGGUUGUUGGGGUUCUCCAUUGGCCCUUAAAUUAAUUGGGGGAUCACUCCGUGGACAACCAUUUGCGGUGUGGAAAAAAAUGGUGAACUUGUUGUCUAAAGGUCGUUCUAUUGUUGAUUCUAAUGAUGAGUUGCGUAAAUGCUUGCAAAACGUUUUGGAGGAUGCAUUGGAAGGUAAUUCAAUCAUCAAGGAGUGCUUCAUGGACCUUGGAUUAUUCUUUGAAGACAAAAAAAUACCUGUGGCUGCCCUCAUUGACAUAUGGACAGAACUGAACAGCCUAGACGACGAUAGCGUAGACGGAAUGAACUUGGUUCAUGAGUUAGACAACCUGCAUCUGGUUAAUCUUGUAGUUUCAAGGGAAGUGACAAGUCACGUUGAUAAUUACUACAACCACUAUUUCCUUACUCAACAUGACCUUCUUAAGGAGAUAGCUAUCCAUCAAGCCAGACAGGAGCCAUAUGAACAAAGGACAAGGUUGAUUUUCAACAUGAAGGAAGAUAGUUGGGAUCAACAGAACCAUGGCCAGCAAAAUACGAUUGCAAACACAUUGUCCAUAUCAACUGACAAAAUGGUGACUCCAGAUUGGAGCAAUGUUGUAAAAGUUGAACAAGUUGAGGUGCUGAUCUUGAACCUCCAUACUGAUAAGUUCACCUUACCAGAGUGCAUAAAGAAAAUGACUAAACUAAAGGUUUUGAUAAUUACCAAUUAUAAAGGUUUCCACUGUGCUAAGUUAGACAAUUUUGAGUUUCUUGGUUGUCUACCAAACCUUAGAAAAAUCAGAUUGCACCAGGUUUCAGUUCCUUCCCUUUGCAAAUUGAUUAGUCUUCAAAAAUUGUCCCUUUACUUUUGCGAAACGAGACAAGCUUUUCAAAGUGACACUGUGUCAAUUUCGGAGGUACUCCCAAAUUUAGAAGAAUUAUGCGUUGAUUAUUGCAAAGAUUUAGUAACACUUCCUUACGGGCUCUGUGAUAUUAGUUCCUUGAAAAAGCUUAGUAUCACAAGGUGCAUUGCUUUUCGAAUGCUGCCCCAAGAAAUUGGAAACCUCGAGAAUUUGAAAGUAUUGAGACUUAGUUCCUGUGCCGAGUUGGAGGAGAUACCAGCUUCAAUCGGAAAGCUUAGUGAGCUUCAUUUUCUUGAUAUAUCAGGUUGCGCAAGCCUUCACAAUUUACCAGAAGAAAUUGGAAACUUGCAUAAUCUAAAAGAGCUUCAUAUGACUGGUUUCUCAUCAGACACAUUGCCAGAGUCAGUCACCAAACUCAUGAAUUUAGAGCAUUUAAUAUGUGACCAAGAGACUGCUGAAUGUUGGGAGCAUUUCAAGCCUAGCCUCUCGGAGCUAAAAAUAGAGGUGGCUAAAGUUAACUUAUUCAUUAUUGUAUGAUGUACUAUAUUACUUCAUUUGUUUAUUGUCAUGACAACAUCUGUAAUGAACUCAAUCGUUUUCAAUUUUCAUUUAUACAAUAUAUCCUUAUGCACGAUUGUAAAAUAACGUCUAUGCGUGCUCAUUUAUUUGAAA
Messenger RNA from Medicago truncatula (barrel medic), 2725 nucleotides. RefSeq names its product probable disease resistance protein At5g66900. The record is from RefSeq and is a predicted model, not a curated record. Gene Ontology annotation, molecular function: ADP binding. NCBI's taxonomy places the organism in Eukaryota, Viridiplantae, Streptophyta, Magnoliopsida, Fabales, Fabaceae. The transcript is spliced from 5 exons. The coding region runs from base 194 to 2590 and encodes 798 amino acids.